This is a messenger RNA of Bathycoccus prasinos, 1038 nucleotides long. Its product is annotated as short-chain dehydrogenase/reductase SDR. The record is from RefSeq and is a predicted model, not a curated record. The transcript has a single exon. Gene Ontology annotation, molecular function: oxidoreductase activity, acting on the CH-OH group of donors, NAD or NADP as acceptor. The coding region runs from base 1 to 1038 and encodes 345 amino acids. Lineage: Eukaryota; Viridiplantae; Chlorophyta; Mamiellophyceae; Mamiellales; Bathycoccaceae.
AUGCGCCAGGCGACGACUUUGACGACGAAAGCGGCUUCUUUGUCUUCCUUUUCUUCUUUGAAAAGCAGCGCCUUCAUUAAGAGGAGUUUUGGUUUUGGUGGUUUUGGGAAAAGAAGUUCUCUCAAUUUCAAUACUGCGACGACGACGAGGAGGAAGGGAUUCGGGACGCAACGCAUCGUCAUCGGAGACAUCGUCGGUGCAAAGACAACGAGAAGAAGAAGAACAACAACAACAAUAACAACAACAAAAGCAGCUGCUGCUGCCGCGAUGAGUAGUAGUAGUAACAAUAAUAAAUACGCGCCAGGGGACGCGCUGACGAACGUGACCGUGUGCGUGACCGGUUCCAACCGCGGGAUCGGGUUACAAUUGGCGAAAGAGUUGCUCGAAAAUGACAACACGGUUAUAACCACCGCGCGAGAUGUAUCGAAAGCGAAGGAUUUGUUGGAGUUGCAAAAGAAAUACGGCGAAGGAAAAGUAAAAAUAACCGAGCUUGAUGUCGGGAAUGAAAACAGUAUUAAGGCGUGGGCGAGUCAGUUAGCCUUGGAGAAGAUCAAAUUGGACGUGGUGAUAAACAACGCCGGGAUUAUCGGUACCGAACCCGGGUAUAAAAAAUGGACGUGGGACCUCGUCGAUCAGAACGAGAUGAUGGAAGUCUUCAAGGUGAACUCUGUUGGCCCUCUCCUGGUGUCGCAACAACUGUUGAAACAUAAAAUUUUGAACCGCCCAGCGUUGAUUGCAAACGUGACUUCAAAAGUAGGCAGCGUCGACGAUAACGGGUCCGGGAAAGGGUACGCCUACCGAGCGUCCAAGGCGGCGCUGAACAUAAUCAACAAGAGCAUGUCCAUCGACUUGAAAGAAGAAUUCGACGUGACGUGUAUGUUAUUGCAUCCCGGGUGGGUGCAAACGGACAUGACCGAAAAGAGAGGUCUGAUUGAAACUCCAGAGUGUGCUAAAGGUCUGAUUAAAGCCAUGGAAGGUAAAUACGGAUCUUUGAAUGGGCGCUGGUACGAUUAUAAAGGCGAUGAGAUCCCUUGGUAA